Messenger RNA from Phaedon cochleariae (mustard beetle), 1731 nucleotides. The record is from the annotation of a GenBank genome assembly. Lineage: Eukaryota; Metazoa; Arthropoda; Insecta; Coleoptera; Chrysomelidae.
AUGGUGGUUGUUGAAAAUCCUGUUGAAAACAUCCCUCCGGAAGAUGUAUCAGCUAAAGUUAAACCCGAAACCGUCCCACUGAAACCUUUUACUGUUGAAAUCCUGAAUUUAAUCAAAGAUGCUCAGCAACAACACGGCUUGAAACACGGCGACUACCAGAGAUACAGGGGCUACUGUUCCAGGAGAAUUGGCAGGCUUCGAAAGGUCCUGAAAUUGCCUCAAGGGGACAGAAGACACUUCAAGAAGCGGGAUGUUACGGAGGCCCACGUGAUGAAUAUCAGGUCGGAUGAGAGGUUUUUGCAUGUUCCCCUGAUACUGUCAGAGAGGUGCUGGGCAUAUGCCAUGCAACUGAGGCAGGAGGCUAAUACUGAGCCUAGAAAGAAGUUUCAUCUUAUUCAGAAACUCAGGAAGGCUUGCAUCUAUGCUCUACAGUUGGAAGAGUUGUGUAAGCAAGAUCGUUGCGACGCGCGCACCAAGCUCGAAGCGCAAGCGUACGCCGCCUGGAUCCAAGGCACGCUGCAAUUCGAGCUGCAGCUGUGGCAAAAGGCGGCCGAGAACCUCAAAAAGGCGCAAGUCAUCUACGAGAAGGUAGCGGGAACGCUGCCCGAGGAAAAGCAGACUGCCUACAGACAGAGGGCGGAAGAGAUUGCGCCCAGUCUGCGGUAUUGCGCCUACAAUAUCGGGGACGACAAGGCGGUCGAUCUUCUCGAGCUGAGAAGCCAAGGUGUUUUGGAAAACUUCGAUGCUCUCGUAUCGCAGUCCAAAGAAAAAGUCGCCGAUGUCUUGUACGAAGUGAAAUGGUUCGAUUUGAUCAUCCCAGUUAGGAUAGAGAAAAUCAGGUUAUUCUUGGUGAGUAUCGAAGGCCUAGACGAAUCCUUGAUGAACGCCGAAGACAACCAGGGCCGCAUCAAAAUUCUGGAAAAUCUGUUCAUCGACUUGAGAGAUGUGAUUUCUCUAGCGCGGGACAUCUCCAGGGCUGAUAAAACUACCAGCGCCGCCAAACAGGUGAAGGAGUACCAGUCGUUGCUCUCCUAUCUGCUGUCCGUUCGCAUCGAACGUACGUCGCAGCGCAAUCUGCUUCUGAUAGCUCAAACGAGGAAGCCGCAAGAUUGCGUCCGUCUGUUGGACAUCAACGUACAGCAGACCAAUGAGAUGUCGCAGAACGAGACGAUCAAGAACGAUGUGUCGGUGAAAGACUACUACGACUCGCAAAUCGCUGCCUACAAGGCUCUCCGUUAUUAUUAUUUGGGCAAGUCUCAGGCCGCUCAGAAGCGUUGGAAAGAGGCAGCAGUACUUUUCGAUAGGGCUUCGAGGAGCGUGAAGAAUUUGAAGAAAGGUAACUUCAUGAUCGAAUUGGAAAGUCUACUGAAAACAGUCCGGGAAAAAUCCAGCAUCGAUCUUGCCACCUCCAGAGCCAACUACGUCCUGGACCAACAGGAAGAGCAAACCAUACAGUUGCCUCAAAAAACAUACAAGACCAAAAAGCCGCUUUACGACCGCUUGGACGAAUUCAGAGAGGAGCCCCAAUUGCUGUCCAAACACCCCAAUUUGGUGUCUUUGCCGCCUCCAAUGGAACCAGUGGCCGCAAAACCGCUCUUUUUCGAUUUGGCCUUGAAUUUGGUGGAGUUUCCCGAUUUGUCGGAGAAACUGGAAGGGGGGCAGCCUAAAAAGGCUCAAGGGGCGGGGAUUUCCGGGUUUGUCAAAGGAUUGUGGGGUUGGGGAAAUAAAUAA